AUGGUUUCAGCUCUAAAGCAUGUAAUCACCGGAGGAGGAGCAGAUUCCGGCGGCGGAGAAAUGAAAGGUGCCACGUCAUCGCAUUUCGUACAACAAGCUGCAGAGAAUGUGAUGCCCUACCUCCCCGAUGCACCCACGUGUACUGCAUGCAAAAUUGUUGGCUGUUUAGGCUGUGAAAAUUUCGAAUCAGCCGAAAGUUCGAGGAGGAAUCGGAAGAAGAAGAAGAAGUAUAGAGGAGUGAGGUUUCGAGGGAAGUGGGUGGCGGAAAUUCGGAACCCGCACAAUGUAAAACGGGUUUGGCUGGGGACUUUUAACAAUGCGGAGGCGGCGGCUAAAGCUUAUGACAGGAAGGCGAUUGAGUUCAGAGGUGAAAAGGCCAAAACCAACUUCCCAUUAUCUCAUUACAAUGUUGAGGCUCAAAGUUAUGAGAAUAAUCAAGGCAUUGAUGGAUUAAUGGAGAAUAGAAGCACAGGCAAUGAAGAUCACAGAGGUAAAGGUCAGCGGCGGAGCCAGAAAUUUUGUUCAGUGCGGGCAAAAUUUAAUUAA
Olea europaea var. sylvestris is the source of this 546-nucleotide messenger RNA. Its product is annotated as ethylene-responsive transcription factor ERF109-like. NCBI's taxonomy places the organism in Eukaryota, Viridiplantae, Streptophyta, Magnoliopsida, Lamiales, Oleaceae. The record is from RefSeq and is a predicted model, not a curated record. Gene Ontology annotation, molecular function: DNA-binding transcription factor activity; DNA binding. The coding region runs from base 1 to 546 and encodes 181 amino acids. The transcript has a single exon. Gene Ontology annotation, biological process: ethylene-activated signaling pathway; regulation of DNA-templated transcription.